GACCAUCCCCGUUCCUUGACUAUGUGUGGCCAUGUUGGCUUUGAAAGUUUACCUGAUCAGCUGGUCGAUAGAUCCAUUUCAGCACGGCUUCUGUUUAACAUUCUCUGUGUGGGUGAACUGGGAUUGGGAAAGUCCAACAUGAUUAACACACUGUUCAAUACUAAUUUUGAAGAGCUUGAAUCCCUCACACUUUUUGUCCGUGAGUUUAGACUUAGAGCUCAGACGUAUGAACUCCAGGAAAGUAAUGUUCGCUUGAAACUGACCGUUGUGAAUACAGUGGGGUGGGACCAGAUCAAUAAAGAAGACAGCUACCAACCAAUAAUUGAUUACAUAGAUGAUCAAUUUGAGGCCUAUCUCCAAGAAGAACUGAAGAUCAAGCGCGCUCUUUUUAACUACCAUGACUCGCGUAUCCACGUGUGCCUCUACUUCAUUGCUCCAACAGGCCAUUCUCUAAGGACACUUGACCUCUUAACCAUGAAGAGCCUGGACAGCAAGGUGAACAUUAUACUUAUUGCCAAGGCAGAUACAAUUUCUAAAAGUGAAUUACAGAAGUUUAAGAUGAAGCUCAUGAGUGAAUUGGUCAUCAAUGGUGUUCAGAUAUAUCAGUUCCCAACAGAUGACGACACUACUGCCAAGAUCAAUGGUGCAAUGAAUGACAUUUGCCAGUUUGCUGUUGUAGGAAGUAUGGAUGAGGUACAAGUUGGAAAUAAGAUGGUCAAAAGCGCGCCAGUAUCCUGGGGUAUUGUACAAGUGGAAAAUGAGAACCACUCGGGACUUUGUAAAGCUGCGGAGAUGCUCAUUUGUACAAAUAUGGAGGAUCUGCGGGAGCAGACCCAUGCGCGGCACUACGAGCUGUACAGGCGCUGCAAGCUGGAGGAAAUGGUUGCAGAUGUGGGCCCAGAGAACAAGCCCCUCAGUCUUCAAGAGACUUAUGAAGCCAAGAGACACGAAUUCUAUGGUGAACGUCAGAGGAAGGAAGAAGAAAUGAAGCAGAUGUUUGUGCAGCGAGUGAAGGAGAAAGAAGCCAUUUUGAAAGAAGCUGAAAGAGAGCUUCAGUCCAAGUUUGAGCACCUUAAAAGAAUCCACCAGGAAGAGAGAAUGAAACUUGAAGAAAAGAGAAGGGUGUUGGAGGAAGAAUCAAUUGCUUUCUCCAAGAAGAAAGCUACUUGUGAUGUAUUCCAGAGCCAGUCGUUUAUGGCGGCAGCAGCAGCAUUAAGAAGGACAAAGACCUAGAAGAAGUAAGAGUUCCCGCCACCCUGUCCCUGUGGCCCUGCCCCUCCCCUUUGGCUCCUCUCCCUGUUUGCUCUUCUUUCCCUGUGUUUUCUUCCUCCCUGUCUGCCUCCUGCUGCCAACACUAGAACAGGCCUGUCCUUGUUCUUCACUGUCCUCUCAGCAGGUGGACUACACCUGCCAUAUCUCACUCAGGUCUUCAGUGCUUACCAGAAUUGAGGAGCGAGCAGAGUGAAACACCUCAUGGGGAGAGUCGGGUCGGGGCAUGGCUAGUGCUGGUCACAGCCUGCAUAGCUCUAGUACAAGGCUGCUACCGUGAGUUAGUCUUUAUUCUGUGUCUCUCUGGAGACUGCAUUUUGAUGGAGAAUCACAGAAUUAAAUGUCUUAUUAAUAAAAUCUUAAUUAUUAAGCUCAUUUUAAAAGACUUAAUUCUACUGAUCACUGAUUUUAGUGAGUAUCUUUUGUUUUAAUAAGGGAAUCAGGCUAUCAGCUGGAACUCCUGUGCUUUGAAGUCAGAGCUGGUGAAAUCAGACAGACAUAAAAAUGCAGAGGAAAGUAGCGAGGACCUCAGUUCAUGGGGGUGGCCUGAGUAGUGACUGGAUGAUGAUCUCAAGCCUAUAGGUUUAGGAUAUGUUAAAGUUACCAGUUUUUGAAAAUGAAUUUAUUUUCCUUUUUAUAAUUUCAUUCAGUACUCUGUGUCCCUCGCUUUAUUCCUCCUACUUUAAAUAUUCUUUUUCUGCCUCACUGUUUUUACUGUCAAGACACCCGUCAUGAUCUGUUCUGUUGGGAGUGUUCCAUCGGGGUCUUCUGCUCCACUGGUCCCUGUCAUAGGAGGGCAGUGCUCUCCUGUGCUCCUCACAGAACAGGACUCUUGGUUCUGUGAACUCAGUGCCUAUAUUUUGUGUAAUUAUGUGUUGAAGGAAAGAAUGUAUAAAGGAUGUAUUUUGAUUGAAAUAAUGGAUUUAAGAUAUAAAUUACAAAUACAGUUUAUUACUAGUUUUUACCAUGCUUUGAAUUAAAAAGAGAUCUUUUUACUUUAUUAUUCCUUCAUUGUAAUCUAGAGUAAGAAAAUAGGAUCCCCAGUUUUCCCACAUAUAUCCCCCCAAUAAAGUUAUCAUUCCAUUCUCCUUGAGAGUCAUGCUGUUGUCUACAAAAUGAGACAAACUGGCAGAUUCUUUUCUCUUUCUUCCCUUGUAUCCUAAUAGGGAUUGAGCCUGCAUCUUCCCUUAAGAGGCAGCACUCUUACAGCUGAGUUUUAGUGCAAGCUUUUUGUUUCUUUUCUGAGACAGGGAAUCAUAUAUUCUAGGGUGGCUUCACUCCCUACAUAGAUGAGAACGAUGCUGACCUUGUGGUCGUCAUCCCUCUAUCGCCAAGUGCUGGGGUUACAGUGUGUGCUACCAUGUCUGGUUUUUGGGUUUACACAGUGCUAAAGAAUCUAAUGCAGAGCUUUACCCAUUCUUUGCCAGCUGAGCUACAGCCAUGCCCUGCCCAAGCACGAGCUGUACGAUCUUAGGACUCACCCUCAAGGCACAGUGGGACCUGCUAGCUUCUUUUUCUUUUUCAAAGUCCCAUAACUAAAUAUCCUGUAUGUGUUGACUAUUUGCUCUUCCUCUAAAAGCUUUGUGAAAUUAAUACUUUUGAUAAUUUUUACUUAUGUUAUUUUUUGAAUUGUUGCAUUCAAAACAUUUUUUUCUUUUCAGCUUCAAUUUUAUGUAGUACGAGAGUUCCAGAGCACAGAUGGUCGUCACAAUCAAAAGUUAUUGUAUGCUUUGAGUUUAUGCUAGUUUUGCUUUAUCAUUAACUCAGUUAUCUAGCAAAGCGCUAAAGUUACUCACAUUUAUAGAAAACUAUUUUCACAUAGAAGGCUGCUCUGCCAGCCAAAGUGUGCAGUUCUCCCAGCCUUGCUGUCGUUAGAAUCUGUAAGUUGCUAGUUUGCUGUGGAUCUUGGUCUACUUUCCUAUUGCCAAAUUACCACUUUGCUGCGUGGUAUUCUAAAUGGCAAAGGUCAUAGCCAGUAAAACUACAGAACUCCUUCAUAUUAUGAAUAUCUGAUUGUAUUUUUAUUAUAGCAUGGACUUAUUUUUGUUGUAUACUAAACAGAAAACACUGGAGGAAUAUACUUUGAGGUGUAUUACAAAGUUAAAGCUAGUACCAAUAGUAGAAAACUUUAAAAUAUUUGAUAGAGUGACCCAAUUAUCAGUAUUCUGAAGUUUCAUGUCAAACUAUGUAACCUUUUAUACAUCAGUGUGCCUUGUUGUGUAUUGCUUGAUAAAACAAAAUCAAUUUAAAAGUUCAAAAAUACAUUUGAAGCGGGGUUAUUAUAUUCUUUUCCUUAAGCUAUCAUAAAUAUUUUUUAAAUGCUGUCUUUCAGGGAAUAAGAAAGCUGAAAAUUGUAUUAGAGUAUCUGAAUCUUAAAUAUAUUAAAACUUGAUACUUCAUAUUUCAGGAAACAUUUGCAUCAGUGCCUUUGUAGUCCUAGGACAAUGUUUUAUCUUUUCUAAUGGUUAUACAUAUAUAUGUUUUCAUUCUUUUGUACUUGAAUAUUCUGUAUUCUGAAUAAAAUUAAUAUUCUUGACAAA
This is a messenger RNA of Arvicola amphibius (Eurasian water vole), 3809 nucleotides long. RefSeq names its product septin 10 (gene Septin10). Gene Ontology annotation, biological process: cytoskeleton-dependent cytokinesis. Gene Ontology annotation, molecular function: GTP binding; molecular adaptor activity; GTPase activity. The record is from RefSeq and is a predicted model, not a curated record. Lineage: Eukaryota; Metazoa; Chordata; Mammalia; Rodentia; Cricetidae. Gene Ontology annotation, cellular component: microtubule cytoskeleton; cell division site; septin ring.